Molecule: messenger RNA, 1209 nt
Organism: Lachancea lanzarotensis
Lineage: Eukaryota; Fungi; Ascomycota; Saccharomycetes; Saccharomycetales; Saccharomycetaceae
Gene: MAK11
Product: LALA0S04e10132g1_1
Exons: 1
Coding region: 1-1209 (402 amino acids)
Molecular function (GO): protein binding
Source: RefSeq, a predicted model, not a curated record
AUGGUCCAUAAUCAGUUUCGAAUUGUGGUAGGUUCGUAUGAACACAAUAUUUUAUGUUUGUCGGUAGAUUUGUCUUCUGAGACACCUUUUUUCACACCAAUAUUCCACUUCCAAGCGCAUGCGUUGAGUGUGAAAUGUGCAGACAUAUCGAAUAGAUACUUAGUCUCUGGUUCCAAUGACGAGCAUAUUCGAAUUUACGACUUGCAGAAGCGUAAAGAACUGGGGAACUUGAUGAGCCAUCAGGGCUCGAUAACGGCUUUGAAAUUCUCCAGAGGUGCCCAGUCAAACGAAAACCAAAGUGAGACAGAAGGUAAGCCUGCUAGAAACAGUAGAUGGCUAUUGUCUUCAUCGGAGGACAACAACUUGGCAGUUUGGAGGGUCAAAGACUGGGAAAAUUUUGGAACUUUGAAGGGACACACAGCGCGGAUUAACGAUUUCGACAUUCAUCCUUCCAGUAAAAUCGCCAUCAGUGUGAGCGAAGAUCAUUCGAUUAGACUGUGGAACCUCAUGACUCUGAAAAAAGCUGGAGUCUUGAAGCUCAAAAAAUAUAACCAAAACGGACAAUCCGUAAGAUGGUGUGGCAAUGACGGUGAAUUUUUCGCAGUGGCUCUGCUUAACAAGGUUCUGAUUUACAAGACUUCCACCGCGAAAGUGCACCGCGAGAUAGACACUGGGAGAUCCUCAAUCAUGCACAUGGAAGUCGAGAAAAUUGAUGAUCAGGAAUACAUAGUGGUUGGUCAAGGAAACGGUUCAAUCGCCUUGUAUGCGACCAAAGAACUUUACGCAGAGGUUGAAAAUGAGGAUGAAGAAGAGAAGGAAGCUUCAGCACCGGACUUCUGUAUGCAAGGGCACAGUAUUCGCAUCAAGGACUUUAAAUUCUACUCAAAUGAGUUUGGCCAUUACUUGGUUUCCAUCAGCUCGGACGGAAAAAUAGUCGUCUGGGAUAUGGCAAGCAAAGAACAAGUUGCUGUGUAUGAUUGUGGUGAAAGGUUGAACUGUCUUGCCUUGUGUGACGAAACAAUUGAGAAAUACGAAACUGUGAAGAAAAGAGACGCAGAUGAGGUCGACCUCGGUGAGCAGAGUGAACCCGAGGAGGAUUCUGAGAAUUUGAAGCAAAUAAUGAUGGGUACCACCAAGCCCACCAAGAAGAGAAGAAAGAACAAGAAAUCAGGUUCAAAGUCCAAAAAAGUCGAAGUGCAACUAGAAUAA